AUGGAUCAGGGACAAUUCCCUCCUGUGGGUUGUCCCUUAGUAUGUCCAAUGACUUGUCCUUUGGCAUUUGAUAAUUUACCUCUGAGAGAUUGCAUGUAUCUUCCUCGAUUAACAGAUGAACCAGCAUUCAUAAAACUGCAGGAAUACUAUGACCAAUAUGGUGAACACCUAUACAUCAAUCAACUAAUGAAAAUUAAUCCCCUACGAUUUGAACAAUACAGCAUUAUACUGGAAACACCUGAGGAUGGAGAUAUUUUAAUUGAUUUUUCUAAAAAUCGAGUGAAUGAUGAUAUAAUGAAUCUUCUCUUUGAUCUAGCAAGAGCACGAAAAGUAGGAUGCCGCCGAGAGUUUAUGUUUCAGGGAAUGCCUGUUAAUUUCACUGAAGAUCGUGCUGUUCUGCACACAGCCUUAAGAAAUCAAUCCACAACACCAGUCAUUACAGAUGGUGAAAAUGUAAUGCCCAAAAUACAUGAUGUAUUGAAUCAAAUGAGGGAGUUUACUGAGAUGGUUAUUUCUGGAAAAUGGAAAGGACACACUGGAAGAGAAAUUGAAGAUAUUGUAAAUAUUGGAAUUGGAGGUUCAGAUUUGGGUCCAGUGAUGGUAACUGAGGCCCUGAAACCAUUCAAGACACGCCUUAAGAUGCAUUUUGUUUCUAAUAUUGAUGGUACUCAUUUGGUGGAAGUUUUAAAGAAAGUGAACCAUGCAACAGUUUUAUUUAUUAUUUCCAGUAAAACAUUUACAACUAUAGAAACUAUCACUAAUGCAAAUUCUGCAAAAAAAUGGUUUAUUGAGAAAUCAGGGAAUGAAGAGGGGGUAGCAAAACAUUUUGUUGCUGUUUCUACAAACAGUCCCAAAGUCUGUUCAUUUGGAAUAGAUUUAAAAAAUAUGUUUGUCUUCUGGGACUGGGUUGGAGGACGAUACUCAUUAUGGUCAGCUAUUGGUCUUGCAAUUGCACUGGCAAUAGGCUUUGAUAAUUUUGAACACUUACUGGAAGGUGCAUUCUUCAUGGACGAUCAUUUUCGAACUACUCCACUGGAAAGAAAUGUGCCAAUAAUUCUGGCAUUAAUAGCUUUCUGGUAUCAUAAUUUCUAUGGAGCUGAAACAUAUGCUAUUAUCCCAUAUGAUCAGUACUUGCAUCGUUUCCCAGCAUAUCUCCAACAGGCCGACAUGGAAUCAAAUGGAAAAUAUGUGACUCGAUGCAGUGGUAAUGUGACAUACACAACAGGUCCAGUGGCUUGGGGAGAACCAGGUACCAAUGGACAACAUGCAUUCUUUCAACUAUUGCACCAGGGGACUCACCUUAUACCAGUUGAUUUCAUUAUUCCUGCCAUAUCACAUAAUCCAAUUGAAGACAACAAACACCACAAAUUACUAUUAGCUAAUUUUGUGGCACAAUCUGAAGCUCUAAUGAAAGGAAAAACUUGUAUGGAAGCCCAGAAAGACCUUCAGUGCUCAGGAUUAACAGGUGAAAAAAUGGUACAGAUAGUACCACAUAAAAUUUUUGAGGGUAAUCGCCCUUCAAACUCUAUAGUAGUACGAAAAAUAACUCCAUUUACUUUGGGAGCACUCAUAGCAUUAUAUGAACAUAAAAUAUUUGUUAUGGGAUGCAUAUGGGAUAUAAACUCUUUUGACCAGAUGGGUGUUGAACUUGGUAAGGAACUUGCCAAGAAAAUUGAACCAGAUUUAGAAGACCCAAGAGAAGAAAUUACAUCUCAUGAUCCUUCAACUAAUGGACUGAUAAAUUUCAUUAAAACACACUUUCCAAUUCCAUAA
Molecule: messenger RNA, 1773 nt
Organism: Gryllus bimaculatus (two-spotted cricket)
Lineage: Eukaryota; Metazoa; Arthropoda; Insecta; Orthoptera; Gryllidae
Source: the annotation of a GenBank genome assembly